CCUGAGCGCCUCGCCGGCGCGCCUCUCCUCCCACUCUUGCCACCUCCCCUCCCCGGCGCUUGGGCGAUCCCCGCGGGAGCGGGGACCCGAGAGCAGCGCCCGCUAGGUUGGCGGUGUAGCUGCGGGAGCGCCCGUGGUGGCCGCGCUGCGCCUCCCUGCACUUCCCGAGUGGGGGCAGAGCUCUCGCAGGCGGGAGACGUCAGUGGCUAGGCGCAGUGGACGAGGGACCUUCAAACUCCUCCUCGGAGGCUCCUCUCCACCCCCUUUGGCCCCUGCCCUUGGAGAAAGUGGAGUGUGGCUCUCGUGCUGCUGUUAUUUCUCUGGACUGCCUGGCGGUGGCCGGAUUCAGCCUCCUGCCCGGCGGGGCUUUCUGCUGUUUGUGCGUCUCCUGGUGGCGUUCCCCUUUCCCGCACACCUCUGCCGACGAUGAGGAAAGGUCUGAGGGCGACAGCGGCCCGCUGCGGACUGGGACUAGGAUACGUGCUGCAGAUGCUUGUGUUACCUGCCCUGGCCCUGCUCAGCGCCAGCGGCACUGGCUCGGCCGCUCAAGAUGAUGACUUUUUCCAUGAACUCCCAGAAACGUUUCCAUCUGACCCACCUGAGCCACUGCCACACUUCCUCAUUGAGCCCGAGGAAGCUUACAUUGUGAAGAACAAGCCCGUGAACCUGUAUUGUAAAGCCAGCCCUGCUACCCAGAUCUACUUCAAGUGCAACAGCGAGUGGGUUCAUCAGAAGGACCAUGUAGUAGAUGAAAGAGUAGACGAAACCUCUGGUCUCAUUGUGAGGGAAGUGAGCAUUGAGAUUUCACGCCAGCAGGUGGAGGAACUGUUUGGGCCUGAAGAUUACUGGUGCCAGUGUGUGGCCUGGAGUUCAGCAGGCACCACAAAGAGUCGGAAGGCAUACGUGCGCAUUGCUUACCUACGGAAGACAUUUGAGCAGGAACCCUUGGGAAAGGAAGUGUCCUUGGAACAGGAAGUCUUACUCCAGUGUCGUCCACCUGAAGGGAUCCCAGUGGCUGAGGUGGAGUGGCUAAAGAAUGAAGACAUAAUUGAUCCUGUUGAAGAUCGGAAUUUUUAUAUUACUAUUGAUCACAACCUGAUCAUCAAGCAGGCCCGGCUCUCAGAUACAGCAAAUUAUACCUGUGUUGCCAAAAACAUUGUUGCCAAGAGGAAAAGCACCACAGCCACUGUAAUCGUGUAUGUGAACGGCGGCUGGUCCACCUGGACAGAGUGGUCUGUGUGUAACAGCCGCUGUGGGCGAGGAUAUCAGAAACGCACGAGAACCUGCACCAACCCUGCCCCACUCAAUGGUGGGGCCUUCUGUGAGGGGCAGAGUGUGCAGAAAAUAGCAUGUACCACAUUAUGCCCAGUGGAUGGAAGAUGGACCUCGUGGAGCAAAUGGUCAACCUGUGGAACUGAAUGCACCCAUUGGCGCAGGAGGGAGUGUACAGCACCAGCACCCAAGAAUGGGGGCAAAGAUUGUGAUGGCCUGGUCCUGCAAUCCAAGAACUGCACUGAUGGGUUGUGCAUGCAGGGAUUCAUUUACCCUAUUUCAACUGAACCCAGAACCCAGAAUGAAUAUGGAUUUUCUUCUGCUCCUGACUCAGAUGACGUUGCGCUUUAUGUCGGGAUCGUGAUAGCUGUCACCGUUUGCCUGGCAAUCACUGUUGUGGUGGCCCUGUUCGUGUAUCGGAAGAACCACCGUGACUUUGAGUCUGACAUCAUCGACUCCUCAGCACUCAAUGGAGGCUUUCAGCCUGUGAACAUCAAGGCUGCUAGACAAGAUCUCCUGGCAGUCCCCCCAGACCUCACCUCAGCUGCAGCCAUGUACAGGGGACCCGUCUAUGCUCUGCACGAUGUCUCAGACAAGAUCCCAAUGACCAAUUCUCCAAUUCUGGACCCACUACCCAACUUGAAAAUCAAAGUCUAUAACACCUCAGGUGCUGUCACUCCCCAGGACGACCUCUCUGAGUUCACAUCCAAGCUCUCGCCCCAAAUGACCCAAUCUUUGCUGGAGAAUGAAGCCUUGAACCUGAAGAAUCAGAGUCUUGCGAGACAGACUGACCCAUCCUGCACAGCAUUUGGCACCUUCAACUCCCUUGGGGGUCACCUCAUCAUUCCUAACUCAGGAGUAAGCUUGCUGAUUCCCGCUGGGGCCAUUCCCCAAGGAAGAGUGUACGAGAUGUACGUAACUGUACACAGGAAAGAAAAUAUGAGGCCUCCCAUGGAAGACUCUCAGACCCUCCUGACCCCUGUGGUGAGCUGUGGGCCUCCUGGAGCUCUCUUGACCCGCCCUGUCAUCCUUACUCUGCAUCACUGUGCAGACCCCAACACUGAGGACUGGAAGAUUCAGCUAAAAAACCAGGCAGUGCAGGGACAGUGGGAGGACGUGGUGGUGGUUGGAGAGGAAAACUUCACAACCCCCUGUUACAUUCAGUUGGAUGCGGAGGCUUGCCAUAUCCUCACAGAGAACCUCAGUACGUUUGCCCUGGUUGGGCAGUCCACCAACAAGGCAGCUGCCAAGCGCCUGAAGUUGGCCAUCUUUGGGCCACUCUGCUGUUCUUCCCUGGAGUAUAGCAUCAGAGUUUACUGCCUGGAUGACACACAGGAUGCCCUGAAGGAAGUUCUACAACUGGAAAGGCAAAUGGGAGGACAACUCCUGGAGGAACCCAAGGCUCUUCAUUUUAAAGGCAGCAUCCACAACCUGCGCCUGUCAAUUCAUGACAUUGCCCAUUCUCUCUGGAAAAGCAAAUUGCUGGCUAAGUAUCAGGAAAUUCCAUUUUACCAUAUCUGGAGUGGCUCUCAAAGAAACCUCCAUUGUACCUUCACUCUGGAAAGACUCAGCCUGAACACAAUGGAGCUGGUUUGCAAACUCUGUGUGCGGCAGGUGGAAGGAGAAGGGCAGAUCUUCCAGCUCAACUGUACUGUGUCAGAGGAACCUACUGGCAUCGAUUUGCCUCUGCUGGAUCCUGCAAGCACCAUCACCACUGUCACUGGACCAAGUGCUUUUAGCAUCCCUCUCCCUAUCCGGCAGAAGCUAUGCAGCAGCCUGGAUGCCCCCCAGACGAGAGGCCAUGACUGGAGGAUGCUGGCCCAUAAACUCAACCUGGACAGGUACUUGAAUUACUUUGCCACCAAAUCAAGCCCAACUGGCGUCAUCCUGGAUCUUUGGGAAGCACAGAACUUCCCCGAUGGAAACCUGAGCAUGCUGGCAGCUGUCCUGGAAGAAAUGGGGAGACACGAAACAGUAGUGUCCUUAGCAGCAGAAGGGCAGUAUUGACCACACUGGAACUGAAACUGAAGGACAAAAUUACACAGGGAGUCUGUGUCCAGGGGAAACACAGCUGAGGAGGAAAUCCAGACAGGACCAAGGCGCUUUAUAGGCAAGAUGGCAAGAGGAAAGGUGGGGGCCAGAAACUACCACCAAGGUACACGCCCACUUCAGACAGCACCACCACAGGAGUUAAGGAAAAUUGUGUAAAUUUGUACCUUGAAUUUAGAAAUCAAUCUAAUUUUCUCUUCGUUGGGCUGUAUGCUGUAUGGUACAGGAUCUUACAGUUUCCUAGGAAACGCUUUUUAUUGCUAUCCAGAUGUAUGGAUAAACUUUCUUAACAAACCCAGUUUCUACAAAUGUUGUUUACAUCAAAAUGGACAGGGAUGCAGACGCUGUCCAUGGCUCGUUCUAUUUUUGUUCAGAUCAUUUGAAGUUGAAGCUGUGGACGGUUUAUUGUGUCUAUUUCAGAUUAGCAAUUUACAGAGAAAUCACAAACUUUUGCUACAAAGCGUGUACAUCAAGUGUCUCAGAUAAUCCUCCCAUCAGUGUUCUGUUUCUGAAACUUGUCAGAUCAGUUGUUGGCUUUUGUAUCAGGGAAGUGGAGAAUCUCAAUGUAAAGGAGAAAUUAUUAAGAUGCCGUGGGAGAACCCAAUCUGUAUCCUUUGGGAACAGAGCUGUAGCACUGCAGGGAAGAUAGUAAUUCAUGUUCCUCUACACAAACAUUGCUGUACCACAUGUGUGUUUGUAAUAUGCAAUUUCAAGUGUUUUUAAACAUAUUAUCUUUACUAUUGAUGAUUGUUACAAAUAUUCUAGCAAAGAGUUUUUUUUGUUGUUGUUUUAGUUAGCAGUAGUUAGUAUUUGGUAUUGACUAGACCUGCUUCCCUUUCUUGCAUUAAGAGGUGGGCGUGGUCCCCAGUUUAGUUCAGUAGCUUUUGUUUCCUUGACCUUUGAGCUACCAUUCAGUGGUGGAAAAGAUUGAAAUGUUCACUGGCUCUGUCUGCUCUUUCAGCUUGCUCAGGCAAAGUCUUCAGUUCUGGCUCUUAUCAAGAGGGGUGUUCUCCAUGGAAAGUUUAUCUUGUGGCUGUCUAUCUGAGAAGCAGUGCGGUUGGUUGUGGGCCAUAGUUUCUGAACAUGGAAUUAGGAAACCAGUAUCAUUCCAGGGUUGGUUAUUGGCUGGCUGUAUGAACUUGGGGAAAAACAUUGAAACUCAAUUAACUCAUUUUCCUUAUCUGUAAACAAUGGUGUGAGAUCAGAUCAUCUCAAGGUUUCAGAAUGCUGAACUACCAUUGUGAUGUCAUCAGCCUUUCACAUCUUUCAGGCAUUAUUGAUUUGACAGGGGAUUACUUCAACAUGCAUAUAUUUCUUUGGCGUAGCCUUUGUAUCACUGUUGUAUGAUGUUGCUGACAGAGAGAUGGCAUCCCUGUAUUAUCAUUGUAUUGUCUUUUGGCAGGGCCCUUCCCUACAGCCUUCCAACUAGUUGUAAAUUCUACUCCAUUUAUUGAUUUCUGGAUCUCGAGACCAUUUCUACAAAAAGCCAAUGCAGCUCAAGGAAUUGGUACAUUUUUUCUUUUUUUCAUUAAUCUUUGUUUUCAUGAUACUCAGUUGUAUUUACAGCAUUUAAUGAUCUCCUUUAUCCUCCAAAAUGUUAGUUGUAGAAGCUAUGUGUUUUCCUUGGGAUCAUCAUGGUUUGUUUUGACAUAGGAACUCCAUUUAGCAGGUAGGAGAAUAAGAACUUAUCAGCCCCAUCGUCACAAAUAACUAGAAGGCAUCCAUGUCCUUAAGCCAGAGCCCUCAAAAUAUGAUGCUGGUUUACUUUGGGGCCAGAAGUGUCUAAGUUGCUGAAUGGAUUCCAGUUAGAAAUCAUUUUAUCCAUUUCCCCUCUAAUUUUUGUUACUUACUGCUAUUCUCUGACUCUUCCAUCUUAGUCAUUAAAGAACUGUGGAUAUGGUUAUGGAGGCUCAUCCUUCGUGCUGUUUAUCUUAUCUUCCAGAUGUGUAUUCUAUAAUCUCUUUCUCUAACCAUCAGAAUACUCAUAUGUGAAAAUGCUGGACACAUUGAUUGUGGAAGGGAAAUUCUGUACUCCUAAACAAGUGCAGUGGCUGAUGUCUAUAACAAUGAACUUGAUCUUUUAAGAGUUUAGAUAUUCUUAAAGGGCAAGAGGAAGAAAAAGCUGUGCAUUACUGCCUCUUGAAACAAAUGCAAAAGUUCCAAGAGUUUAGAUAUUCCUCAAAGACAAGAGGAAGAAAGAGCUGUCCAUUGCUGCCUCUUGAAACAAAUGUGAAAGUUCCUCUUCAGUCCUGGGAUUUUCGAACCAUCAUAGAAAUCAAAACCUAGAGAUCUGUACUGGAUGUUCUAUGUAACUUCAAUAC
Molecule: messenger RNA, 5642 nt
Organism: Acomys russatus (golden spiny mouse)
Lineage: Eukaryota; Metazoa; Chordata; Mammalia; Rodentia; Muridae
Gene: Unc5c
Product: unc-5 netrin receptor C
Exons: 17
Coding region: 427-3279 (950 amino acids)
Biological process (GO): netrin-activated signaling pathway
Cellular component (GO): membrane
Molecular function (GO): netrin receptor activity; protein binding
Source: RefSeq, a predicted model, not a curated record